AUGGGUACUCUCCUAAGGCCUACUCCACCUCUUAUGCUGUCCACCACUCAGAGGUCUUAUUCACCACUCUCCUCUCUUUUAUUCCUUCCAAAAACUCAAUCCUCUCCAAGAACACUUCAUCACAAAAUUCAAAGCAACAAAUUUGGUUGCUUUCUUGAUCUAAAACCCACAUCAAAACCAGAGUCUUUAAAUCUUGAUGUCCCCUGGCUAAACCCCUCCGAUCGGUCUCGCUUAGAUCUGAUCAUAAUCGGUGCCGGCCCGGCUGGUCUCCGUCUUGCCGAACAAGUUUCUCGUUAUGGAAUUCGGGUAUGUUGCGUUGACCCUUCGCCGCUCUCCAUGUGGCCUAACAAUUAUGGAGCCUGGGUAGAUGAGUUUGAGGGCUUGGGGCUUGAGGAUUGUUUUGACAGAACAUGGCCUAUGGCUUCUGUUCAUAUCAAUGACCAUAAGACCAAGUAUUUGGACCGUGCCUAUGGCAGAGUCGGUAGGAAGGAGCUAAAGAUUAAGCUCUUGGAGGGUUGCGUUUCAAAUGGUGUCAAAUUCCAUAAGGCCAAGGUCUGGAAAGUUGAUCACCAAGAGUUUGUAUCUUCAAUCAUUUGUGAUGAUGGAAAUGAACUGAAGGCAAGUUUGAUUGUGGAUGCUAGUGGAUUCACAAGCAGUUUUAUCGAAUAUGAUAAGCCUAGAAACCAUGGAUAUCAGAUUGCCCAUGGAAUUUUGGCUGAAGUGCAGAAUCACCCCUUUGAUUUGGACAAGAUGGUUCUUAUGGAUUGGAGAGAUACCCAUCUGGGGAAUGAGCCAUAUUUGCGCAAUAGUAAUUCAAAAACUCCCACUUUUCUGUAUGCAAUGCCAUUUGAUUCGAACCUGGUGUUCCUAGAAGAGACUUCCCUGGUUAGCAGGCCAGUUUUAUCGUAUAGGGAGAUCAAGGAGAGGAUGGUGGCAAGGUUAAGGCAUUUGGGAAUCAGGGUGAAGAGUGUAAUUGAGAAAGAGAAGUGUCUGAUUCCCAUGGGUGGACCUCUUCCUCUAAUACCACAAAACGUGAUGGCAAUAGGUGGGAAUUCCGGUAUAGUUCAUCCCUCGACAGGGUACAUGGUGGCUCGGACUCUGGCUCUGGCUCCAGUGCUUGCUGAUUCCAUCGCAGAGUGCCUAGGUUCAACACGAAUGAUCAGAGGAAAGCCACUGCAUAAAAGAGUGUGGAAUGGGUUGUGGCCUAUUGAGAGGAGGUGUGUAAGGGAGUUUUACUCUUUUGGGAUGGAGACUUUGUUAAAGCUUGAUUUGAAUGGGACUAGGAGAUUCUUUGAUGCUUUCUUUGAUUUGGAUCCUUAUUACUGGCAUGGGUUUCUCUCUUCAAGGUUGUCUCUUGGAGAGCUUGCUAUGCUGAGUUUGUCUUUGUUUGGGCAUGCCUCCAAUUCAUCAAGGUUGGAUAUUGUUACAAAGUGUCCUGUUCCAUUAGUUAAAAUGUUGGGCAAUCUAGCAGUUGAAACCAUUUAAUUAUUGGAGAUUGUAG
Ilex paraguariensis (yerba mate) is the source of this 1501-nucleotide messenger RNA. The record is from the annotation of a GenBank genome assembly. NCBI's taxonomy places the organism in Eukaryota, Viridiplantae, Streptophyta, Magnoliopsida, Aquifoliales, Aquifoliaceae.